CCGAGGCCCACACCUAUCCUUUUCCUUGGCGGCGCCGGAGCGGCUGAGUCUGCGGGCCGACCGCGACGCGGGGCGCUAUGGACCCGUUCACCGAGAAACUCCUUGAACGAACUCGUGCUAGAAGAGAGAACCUUCAGAAAAAAAUGGCUGAGCGGCCUAAGGCAGCAGGCAGGGUCGCAACCCAGACCAAGAGACAUCGGGAGCCGCUUACAGACACCAACAACCAGCUGCCCCCAAGAGAUGGAGAAGAAAGAACUUGUACAAAGCCAUCCCCCUCGAAACGACCCUGCUCAGACCAUGCGGAGGGACCGGCCUCUAACCUGGAGAACAAACAGCCGGCAGAUUCACCUUCUACAACUUCUUGUACUUCCCACCCCGGGGCCCAGCCUUUGCCAGGGGAGGCAGAAAUGCUGACCGCCAAAACUGAACCGCCUGGGGCCUCCUCUGUUAAAACCCGCAUGCAGAAGCUGGCGCUGCAGCGUCUCGGGUGGGAUAGGGAUAGUGACGAUGACGUCCUCGAGGCCCCGGUCCCUGUCCCUGGCCCAGCCCCAACCCCCAACGUAGCCCAGCCCCUAGGUCUGGCCCCUACCCCUGGCACAGACGGGCCUGCAGCCACCCCGAUCGGGAGAAGGGGCCGCCUGGCCAACCUUGCUGCCACCAUUUGUUCCUGGGAAGAUGACCUCAGCCAUCCAUCUGCAAAGCCCAGCCGUGGCCAAGAGCAGCCUGGUACAACUUGUUUGUCCCCAGUUUCCUCUUCCACAGGAGCAUCUGCUCCCAUCAAUAGCAGCACUGUUGGCCAGAGAGCUCCCGGCUGCUCCCGCCUGGAGCCAGGGGCCGCAGUGGCCAGCUCAGCGGCCGGCUCAGGGGAAGCCACUCCGAGUCGGGCGGCGGCUUGCAGCAGCCCUCUGAAAGCUGCUCCCUCCCCCGUGAAGUCCUGCCCGACCCCCCCGAAGAGCCCUGCACAAGGAAAGGGGCAGGAUCUGGAGCCCCUUCUGGAAAGCCCGACCCCGCAGAGCGAGCUCGUGAAGCCUAGCAUCAGGCCCACUCUGUCCCAACCCAGCCAGUCCCGAGGAGCCCGGGGGCCUCCCCCGAAAGACCAGGCUACAACUCCAGGGGGAGCCGGCAUCAAGCCUUUCCUGGAGCGUUUUGGAGAGCGUUGCCAGGAACACGGCAAGGCGAGCCCCGUGGCACCCACCCCACCUCGUGCUCCCAUCAUCACCCCCAAUACAAAGGCCCUCCAGGAAAGGCUGUUAAAGCAGAAGGCAGCGCCCUCCUCUGCCACCUUCAGCCAGCAGCUCAAGCAGGAACGAGAGAAAGAGCUUGCUUGUCUUCGAGGCCGUCUGGACAAGGGCAAUUUGUGGGCUGCAGAGCGAGGAGAGAACUCAAGGAGCAAACGGACAGAAGCGAAAGAGGAAACCCCAUGUCAGGAUGGUGUACCAGGAAAAUACCAGGCUGAUUCCAGGAAGGAACAGGCCACAGGAUCUCAGACGCCCGUAAAGUCUCCCAGCAUCAAGCCUGCGGGCAUUCCUGAAAGCGAAAUGACCACAUCUAGUCCUUUGAAAAUAACUUUGUUCUUAGAGGAAAAAUCCCCGAAAAUUGCUUUGGACCCUGAGGUUGAGAAGCAGACAGAAGAGGUACGUGAUGGGGAUGAUGAGGUCCUCAAUAGCUCCAGAGUCAUCAGUGAGAUCUUCAGUGAUGUACUGGAGGAGAAUGGGCUGGGCCUGGAGCCUCAGGAGAGCAGUGAGGACGCCGGUAGUCUUGACGAGCCGGAGGAGGCCCUGAACAUCUCGUCCAUGUCCUUACUGGCCCCGUUAGUAGAAACAGUGAACGUGACAAGUCCCGAGGUAUUUGCUUCCUCUCCUAGUCUGGAAACGAGAGAUAGCAGUGCAAGUGAUGGAAGCCUAAAGCCUGGGAAAUUCCAAAGGACCCGUGUCCCAAGAGCCGAGUCUGGGGACAGCAUCAGCUCUGGAGACCGAGACCUUCCCUAUAGCAUCGACACUUACCGCUCUCAGAGGUUCAAAGAGACUGAGCGUCCUUCGAUAAAGCAGGUGAUCGUUCGCAGAGAAGAUGUCUCCUUGAAACUGGAAGAGAGGAAGACCACGUCCCCCUGCCAAGUGAAUGCCAAGCAGAAGAUCCAGGACCUGAAUAAUGAGGUCAAUCUGCAGCAGACAGUGAUCUACCAGGCCAGCCAGGCUCUGAACUGCUGCACUGAUGGCGAGCAUGGGAAGGGCUCCCUGGAAGAGGCUGAGGCGGAGAGACUCCUCUUGAUCGCAACUGAGAAGAGAGCGGCUUUGAUCGAAGAGCUCAACAAGCUGAAGGCAGAGGGGCCUCAGCGACGGCCCCGAGCCAGCCCCACAUCUGGCGAGCUGGCUCCGUCAAGGGGCUCCAUCGCCCUCUCCGAGUUCCGGCUGCCUCUGAAAGCUGACUUUGUCUGUGACCCGGCUCAGCGAGCAGAAGCGACAAAUUACUACUUAAUUAUGCUGAAAGCGGGAGCCGAGAACAUGGUCGCAACGCCUUUGGCGAGCACAGCAGACUCCCUCACUGGGGAUGCGCUGACAUUCACCACCACAUUUACUCUGCAAGAUGUGUCCAAUGACUUUGAAAUCAAUGUUGAAGUUUACAGUUUGGUCCAAAAGAAAGCUUUCUCAGGGCCUGACAAGAAGAGAAAGGCAUCCAAGGCCAAGGCCAUCACUCCCAAGCGACUCCUGACAUCCAUCACCACUAAAAGCAGCCUCCAUUCUUCAGUGAUGGCGAGCCCAGGGGGCCUCCACGCCGUGCGCACCAGCAACUUUGUACUCGUGGGGUCUCACACCCUCUCGCUGUCUUCCAUAGGAAGUACCAAAUUUGCUUUGGACAAGAUAAAUUAUGAUGUAAAAGAGCGAGAGCUACUGGGUUAUAUGUUCCACGACAAGGUACCUUUCUUGUGUCCUUUGGAAGGUCAUAUUUAUUUAAAAAUCAAGUGCCAGGUGAAUUCAUUUGUGGAAGAAAAGGGCUUUCUGACCAUCUUUGAGGACGUCAGUGGGUUUGGAGCCUGGCACAGGCGUUGGUGUGUUCUUUCUGGAAACUGCAUCUCCUACUGGACCUACCCAGACGAUGAGAAGAGAAAGACCCCCAUAGGGAGGAUAAACUUGGCCAAUUGUACCAGUCGUCAGAUAGAGCCAGCCAACCGAGAAUUCUGUGCCCGACGCAAUACGUUUGAAUUAAUUACUGUCCGACCGCAAAGAGAAGAUGACAAAGAAACCCUUGUCAGUCAGUGCAGAGACACACUCUGUGUCACCAAGAACUGGCUGUCUGCUGAUAGUAAAGAAGAGCGGGACCUAUGGAUGCAGAAGCUGAACCAGGUCCUUGUGGACAUUCGCCUCUGGCAGCCGGACGCCUGCUACAAGCCCGUGGGGAAGGUCUGAGCCUCCAUGGGCCGGCCGGCUCUGGCUGCCAUCCAUGGGAUGCUAACUUAGGUCUUGGGCUUCACACGGGCUCGACUUUGCUAUUCUCUGUGUGUGCACACCUUUCACUACUAACCUCUCCUCUGGUGCCCACAGCCAGCAGGGGAGCCCGCUUGGCACAGGGCAUGGUGCCCCAGCUUUCUGAACCUUCCCCUCCUGGUCAGUCCUUGUGGUUUUCCUAAGUCUUGUUUGCAGGUGAACAUGUUGGAUUCUCCUUUUUGCAAUGUGGGAGGUGGGGUGGUGCUGCAGGAUAGGGAAGAUGACCCCAAAGGCCUUAGGGAGCCUCAGCUCAGCUUCCUUGCUGUGGCUGGAGUUUGUGGGCACUGGCCAGAGAGCCGGGAAGGUUGUUCGGCAAGGCUUGGUUCGCAUCAAGAUUUUACUAAGGGAUUUAGGACUUUUUUCCAAAAUACUCCUAGCACCAUGCUGCUUCCCUGCCAGAGGGAUAACGCAGAAGGAUUCAGAUGAAGCAUUUAGGAGGCGCGGGAGCUGAGUUGGGGUUUAUGGUCACCCAUCUCUCACAGCAGGGUGGCCCGGCUUCACAGGAGGCCGCUGCUUGUGUCCUGAAGUAACUUGUAGACUUUGCGUGUGCUCCUGGGAUGAGACGUUGCAGGAAUUGCUGCGGAAUUUUGAUAGAAAGUAAAUAAUUUUUAUAAAGCUGCUAUGGACUAAUGCUUUCCUUGCCAAAGGUUUUUUUUUUCUUUUUGUAUCCUGAAACGGCAGUGUCUACUGGCAUUUUAAAAUGAUUUGUUAUCGAAACUUCAGGCAUUGUAAAGCAGGGGCGUUCAGCUGGGUACCCUUUUUAAACAGACUAUUUUCUCUGAGUCUUAAAGCUGUUGGUUCUCAAUUAAAAACACUAAUUUCGGUCAUUGUUUUCUUGUUAUAUGAUAUUUCUUUGGAAAUCUAGUUUUUCUCAAAUAUAUAUCCUAAAAAUAUAUUUUAUGUAUUUACCCAAAUAAAUGCUUGUAAAUAUCU
Trichosurus vulpecula (common brushtail) is the source of this 4415-nucleotide messenger RNA. It is a transcript of the gene ANLN, whose product is annotated as anillin actin binding protein. Gene Ontology annotation, cellular component: actomyosin contractile ring. NCBI's taxonomy places the organism in Eukaryota, Metazoa, Chordata, Mammalia, Diprotodontia, Phalangeridae. Gene Ontology annotation, biological process: mitotic cytokinesis; actomyosin contractile ring assembly; septin ring organization. The coding region runs from base 78 to 3404 and encodes 1108 amino acids. The transcript is spliced from 25 exons. The record is from RefSeq and is a predicted model, not a curated record.